Mixia osmundae IAM 14324 is the source of this 4353-nucleotide messenger RNA. RefSeq lists its product as uncharacterized. The record is from RefSeq and is a predicted model, not a curated record. Gene Ontology annotation, cellular component: nucleus; cytosol. Gene Ontology annotation, molecular function: protein phosphatase binding; protein phosphatase regulator activity. Bases 85 to 4011 code for a protein of 1308 amino acids. NCBI's taxonomy places the organism in Eukaryota, Fungi, Basidiomycota, Mixiomycetes, Mixiales, Mixiaceae. The transcript has 6 exons.
CGCUCUCUCUCUUUCUUCGGCUCGUCGCGCCAGCGUGCGCCCUCGGUAUAAAUGAUAUAGCAGGCUGACGAUCUCUCUGCGAACAUGGCAUUCUGGCGUGGCUUCGCGGCCCAGUCCAACAUAGAGACGCUGCUAUCCAAUUCGCUGCUCGAUAGUCCGACACCGAGCCGCACGCCUUCGUCCCAAUCAAGCAGUUCAAGCUCAUCCACAGAUCCUGCUGCUUCUUCCGUCUCGGGCGAGAGCUCCUCACUCGAACGCUCACAAUCAGCCGAAUCGGGUCAUCGUGUGCAAGCUCUGCCUGAGCAUGGCAAGCAGCAGACGGGCGAGCUACUGACCUUGGAGAGAUUAUUGGACGAGGAUGACUUUCUGCAAGAGUGCAAAGCUGGCUUGCCCAAACUCGUCGAGUUCAUCUGCAAGCCGCGUGUGCUCAAGAGAGUGCUCGCCUAUGUCUCCGGCUCAGCACUCGACGAACUCGACUGGCAAGAACGACGAGCAGACGCUGCACUCUUUGGCGCCAAGCCAUCUCAGACUGUAGUCGAGCAACGCGAGGCAAAGCGACUCAAGUACCCUUACAAGUGCAGCCAGAUCCUCACCAUGGAUGUCUGGGCCAUCGACAAUGCCGUCCUCAGCCAACCUGCAGACUAUCUAGUCGACUUCUGGAAUGCCGUGCUGGACAAAACCAGCGAAAGCUUAGCAGACAGAUCCGUGCAAGUCGGCUACUGGACAGAAGUCAACUGCAAGUGGCUCAACGCACGACCUGCCGAGAUUCUCGCCUUGCUGCGAUCGCAACCCAGGAUCGUCGAGCGUUUGCUGGCACUCAUCACUACCUCUUCCGUCGCCGAUCUGCUCUUCAGCAUAGUACAAUGUGAAGAGCUACCCGCGGGUACAGGCACCGUCGACUGGCUCGCCUCCGAGCAUCUCGUACAGAGACUCGUCUCGCUCCUCUCGCCUGUUUAUACACCAGAAACCCAUGCCAUCUCGGCCGAAUUUCUCAAGACACUCAUCGUCUUUUCGAGCAAUGCGGCAGCAAAUGCUGCCAAUGCCGAGCUCGCAGCAGCAGCAGAAGCGUCUUCUUCCGAUCAUCCGCCGCAGCAACAGCAAAAUAACGUCGCCAGAGAUGCUCAAGGUAACAUCCGAUGGGCGAGCAAUCGCCUCAUACGCGAGCUGGCCGCGGAAGACACAGUCGCCAGUCUGAUGGGCUUCAUACUUGACGAAAGUCCGAUACCAGAAGAUCUCCUUACCGAGCAAGCUCAGCAGCGACGGAUGAGCAGUCCCGUCAAUUCGCCCUCACCGGUAGGCAGUGCAAAGUCAUCCCCUCGAUCUGUCACACGCACCCUCAAAGGCAAAGAGAGAGAGCGUGACGACGACACGAUCCGCAUGACACCCACUUCUCCCAUUCGCAUUGUUUCGCCCACCCCGAGUCCCGUCGCCAGACCCUCCGCAUCACCCGCGAGUAGCAUCAAGAGCAGCAAGAGCGGCAAGCUGAGAUCUAUCGCUCGUGUCAAGCAGUUCUUCAUACCGCGCUCGAUCGUCGCUGCACCUUCACCGCUGACACCUGUUGCCCCACCUGCAGUAUCGCCAGAUAUCGAGCAAGACUUCGAGCAGACACCCGUACCAGAAACGCGCAAAACCAUCUCGCCCGCCCGGCCGUCAUUAACCCACCAGGUCUCCUUCGUGGCAGAAUCGAUACCCGAUGCCGCUCGAGCCACAUCCUCACUAACGCAUUCCAUCUCUGUACUCGUCGACCUCAUACGGAAGAACAAUUCGGAUUUCACAGAGGGUCAGAUCCUCACUCAUCUCAAGAAGCGUGCUAGCAAGGGCGAGAGCGAGCAAAUCGAUAACCUCGAGCGGUUCAGAGGCGCUGAUAAGCGAUCCCCGACCGGACCGAGCGUGGUCCAUCUUGGGAAUCUGUUACGCGUCGUCAGCGCGCGGCUGCCAGACCUACAGAAGCUCCUACGCUAUCCCCGCUCGCUCGUCGGCACUGUCGAUACAACUCUUGGCGCAGUGUAUCCCUUCACGCUCGAGCGAUACCGCAUCACGGAGCUCUAUGCUGAGCUGCUGCACUGCUCAAAUAUGAAGCUCAUGAAUCGAUCGCUAGAUGCGGAUCCUCAGUACGAGGACGACGGACAGUUGGUGGGAGGACUGGACGGUCUCGAAGCACUCGAAGCUACGCUAGCAGCGAGCGCGCCUCGCAAAGAGGCCGCACCUGCUGCUAAAGUGGUGACUAAGCCUGCAGAUGGAGCGUCGUCUUCCGAACAGGACAGUUUCGACGAGAUGGUCGAUGCAAGCGAAAAUGUUUCGCUCGACUCGCCACUUUCCUCGACCAGCAGCUCGCCGCGGCAUUCUCGUGCUGAUAUACGUGCGAUGCUACUACUCAAUCCUAAUCUAGCAGAAGCUGCUAUCAGCAUUUCAAAAACCAGCAGUGAACGCGACUCAAACCAUAACGAUUCCGAUUCGCCCGAGCUGUCCACCUCUUCGACACCCUCUAUGGACUCUGAAAGCGGCAUAUUGACCAAGGAGGAAGCGAGACAGCUUCGAGAGAUCCUGGCGCAGAGCGCAUCGAAUGACCUCAGUGAUUCUCCCGAUCUUCGGCAAGCCAUGGAAUCUCUGCAACUCAAUGGCGACCUGUCUAUCCCGCCAUCGCGUAAAAGAUCGCGAGCGAACGGCGAUCUCAUGCAGAACCAGCCAACGGACAAUGUCAGAGACCUUGAGCGGGCUAUACCUCCAGGCAUCGACCUCAAGGCCAAGUUGCUCGAACAUGGCGUACUGAAGCUCAUGGUGGAUCUUUUCUUUACAUUUCCUUGGAACAACCUGCUGCACAAUUCGGUCUAUGACAUGCUUCAGCAGAUCUUUCUUAGCCCAAUGGAUCAGCCUCACACGCUCAGGCUGUGCAUGGCCGUCUUCGAGCAGGCCGAUCUUUGCACCUGCAUACUUCAGGGUGUGGAGCUCAACGAUGAAGUCCUACGGUAUCCCAAAGGAUCGCGAUUAGGCUAUAUGGGUCAUAUCACAUUAAUCGUCGAUGAUAUCUUACGCCUCUUCGAACGGCAUCCUGAAGUCGCGCAAGACGUCGCGCCCUUUGUUCCACAGCCGGCUUGGGACCGUUUCAUCAGUACAACCCAUCGCGAGACGCGCGAUCGCGAUUUGCAGUCGCUUGGAGGCGGCAUUAGUCAAGCGCUUGCUCAGGCUGCCUCUACACCGAGCGAUACCGACAUCGAGCUUCAAGACGUUGGUGUCAAGAGGACAGAGCGACCCAGCAGGGAGAACGAGAAUGACGACAUCAAUUCGCUCGGCUUGCGCAAAGUCAGCCUCGACAAUGGCAGCCCGAAUGCAGGCAAAGAUCGGGCUUUCGCCUCCUAUCUCGCUUCACAAAUGUCGGAUGGUCAAGGGGAUGCGGAUUCAGACGAUCAGUCUGCGUGGCCCAUCGAUCGGUUCGACAAGCAACCAAGCUAUGGUUUCGAUGAUCGCUUUGAUUCGUUCGACGGCAAGGCGAUCCUGUCGCAAGCACAUACCGUCUCUGAUUCCGACGAAUCUGACGACGAGGCAUGGGAUCCGUUCAGCGACGCCAAGGCCAUCAACCUUGACAAGAAGCACACUAGCUCGCCUGCCAGUCAUCGCAGUCCUCUCACGGUAGCGGACUACAAUGCCGAGUUCAAAAGCUCCUUCAAUGACAACUUUGCAACAAGCGCACCUGCGAGCUCUUCACAUGAUGAUGAGGAUGACGAGUUUGGCGAUUUCGAGGCUGCAGACGAUUCGUCGUUCGGCGACUAUGACUUUACCGUCGAUCCUGCAGAAUCAUCGGAAGCGACUAUGCUCGGCAGCGGAAAGACGUCAGAUGACGUGCGCAGGCAGUACAUGUCGUCUAUUGAGACCGAAGAAGACAUCAUGAAGCCUCUUGGGCCUGCCGUCAGGCCAGGCACACACCGGACUCAUUCGGGCCAUCACCUCGAGUCCCAAGUCAACGGUCAUCUCAUCCAAGUCCCUCUUGACGAGUUUUCGCUCAAGACACAGUGACGUUGUCGUGAUAUUGUUGCAAUCGUUUCACGUCUGUCACAAAACCUGCGGGGUUCCUCAGGCGGAGAAAACGUAGCCUCCUUCACGCGUUCUAGCAUCUCCUUGCCAUAGGGCUAAUUCCUUGCCUUGCGAGUCGCGCAGACCAGCAGUAAUCUUGUCACCGUGCUUGACGGACGAUACACCGGCUGGCGUGCCUGUGAGCAAUAAGUCACCCUCUUGCAGUGUCAUGAUGGACGAGCAGUGGUGGAUCAGCUCUGGAAUCUUGAACAUCAUGUCGGCAGUCGUGCCGUUUUGCUUGAAGACAUCAUUGAUCUGUUGGAUAUGAUCAGACUCUGCUGAUGC